Messenger RNA from Gavialis gangeticus (Gharial), 2283 nucleotides. It is a transcript of the gene TMEM50B, whose product is annotated as transmembrane protein 50B. NCBI's taxonomy places the organism in Eukaryota, Metazoa, Chordata, Crocodylia, Gavialidae. Gene Ontology annotation, biological process: protein targeting to vacuole; late endosome to vacuole transport via multivesicular body sorting pathway. The transcript has 7 exons. The record is from RefSeq and is a predicted model, not a curated record. Bases 162 to 638 code for a protein of 158 amino acids.
CGCCCAUUGGUGGAGAUGCCUGCCAUUCUCUCCACCUCUGCCCGGGUGGGCUCCGGCAGCAGGAAGAGUCUCGCACAGGACAAGGGUAUUUAGGACUCAAUGAUUAAUGAAAAAUUCAUGAAAGAGUACUGAUAAGGAAGAAAAACCUAAGCAUUAAAGCCAUGGCAGGAUUCCUGGACAAUUUCCGAUGGCCAGAAUGCGAGUGCAUCGAUUGGAGCGAAAGAAGAAAUGCCGUUGCUUCAGUGGUUGCAGGUGUCUUGUUUUUCACAGGCUGGUGGAUAAUGAUAGAUGCUGCAGUAGUAUACCCUAAGCCAGAACAAAUGAACCAUGCCUUCCAUACCUGUGGAGUGUUUUCUACACUUGCCUUCUUCAUGAUAAAUGCUGUCUCAAAUGCACAGGUGAGGGGAGACAGCUAUGGUGAUGGGUGUCUAGGAAGAACAGGUGCUCGUGUCUGGCUCUUUAUUGGUUUCAUGCUGAUGUUUGGUUCACUUAUUGCUUCCAUGUGGAUCCUUUUUGGAGCAUAUGUUACACAAAACAUUAACGUAUACCCAGGACUAGCUGUGUUUUUUCAAAAUGCAUUGAUAUUUUUCAGUACUCUGAUCUACAAAUUUGGAAGAACAGAAGAGUUAUGGGGAUGAAAAAUCAGAGCAAGUGUUCACUCCGCCUGCCUCUUCCUCUCCUCAGUCAUACACACCUUAUUAUUCUGUUUAUAGAUAUCUUUGUUUUGGUGGAUUUUACAUUACACAUUUGGGGUUUUGGGUCUUGUUUUCUUGAAGCUGAAUGAACCAGGACUUUAAAAAAAAAAAAAAAGUCUCCUCUUGAAAGUUUCUAUAAUGAUUUCCCUUCUUUUUUCGUGGAACAAGAUUGUGAAUAUGUACAUAUUACAUGGCUUGGUAUGUAUAUAUCUUAGUAAAUGCUACAUUUUCUUAAUGUUGAAGUCUGCAGGUUUAUUUCUACUCCACAUACAGGCUUGCGUUCCCACUUUAAGACUCCGUCUUGCAAGCCCUUGCACAUGUAAGGCAGACUUCAGUGGAACUGCUCAAGUAAGAGGUGGCAGGGUCAAGCCUUGUAAAACUGGCCGUUACUUGUAUGCACAGGAAGGCUGCAACUGACUUACAAGCUAUGCAUUAAUAUGGGCUUCAGAGCCUUUAAGGUGAGCUUACAUUUGGAGGAUAAAGUCGUGAUAUGAUACUGGAUUAAGUGCAAGGUUUUAAGAAAAAUGCAUAUAAAUGGUUUGAAAAAAGCAUCACAGUAGCUUUUAAAUUUUUAAGGUGAUGUGUUUUUAACAGGGCCAUAUAAGGGACCACGCAUGACAAAUCAAAUGUUUUUAAUCCUCAGUUACAAUAGCACAAUACAUUUAAUGGCAGCAUGGUUCUUGUAAGUGUUCAUGCUAAAGUCUAGUAUAAUUUCUUGAACACUGAGUAGCAUUGCUGUGUUUAUCAUUAUACAAUAAAUUUUAAUUCAUCUGAAGCCAAUUCACUUGCAUAAUACCUAAGAGUAGAUGAACGACUGAGCACCAAAAUGCCGGAGUUAUAACAAUGCAGUUUUCUUCAGGUGCAAUCUGAUAAAAUGGGCCUAGUCAUUCAGUUGCCUCUAUCUCAAGGACUUUAGUAGAGCCUUGCAUGUUCAUUCAGGGAUAGAGCAAAAAAAGGACAUUGCUACUGUGCUUAUGGCAGGCUAGCUGUUUUCUAUGGGGAUUUUAGGCUGAGUUGUUCUUGCAGAAUUCCCCUUUGAGAGGCUUUCUUAGACUCUGAGCCUGUUUUGAAAGGACAGAGAUAAAAUGUAUCUGUCACCAUUUGAAAGCCAGGAUGUUCCAGCUGGGGAACGCAAAGAGAGAAUCUGCUGUUUCUAUAGCUUUGGGCUGAUUUUGUUUACGUACUUCUGCUAAUUUUGGUGACAAUUUGACAUCCUUGUCUUACCAGUUCUAUGUGUUUGAGUCAGUUAAGACCAGUUUUCUUCAGGGCUCUUAUAUCAAGCUCACCACACAGAUAGUAUUAAAAUAACUUUCCAGACAGUGUGAGAAACAGCCACAUCUAUGGCUACUGUUUUCUGUUAGUAAUAUAACUUCUUUCCACUCUGUUCCUUUCUGGGAAUCUUUCCAAUGGACAGAAUAUGAAGCAACACUGUAGCUGAGAACUGUGCCAUCUGUAGACUUGUUUCCAACCUGAUUUCUUCAUCAUAAAUUCUAAGUUACAUCUGUUACAUUCACCAGUGUUAAAUGUGGUAUUGUACAGAUUUGCGUAAUUGUAAGUUCAAAACGAAAUAAAUUUCUUGACUUACCUU